GCUCUGCCGGACGCCAUGCGGGUGCCGCCGCUGCUCCUGGCGCUCACAGCGCUGCUGGCGCCCCGCCGGAGCGCGGCUUCCCGCGGGGAGCAGCCGCCCGCAGUGCCUUCACCAACAGAGAUUGUAGUAAGAUCUGAAAAUUUCAAAACUCUUUUGCAUUGGCAGUAUCCACCUGUGUCUGAAACUCCUCAUUUUAUUGUGGAAAUCAAGCCUUACAAUCUGUUUUACAGUUUUGGUGACUAUAAGAACAUCUCAACUUGUGUGAACACUUCAGCUCAUUUUUGUGAUCUCUCAGGGGAGAUAUGUGAGCCUUAUUCGUCUCACUGGCUUCGACUUAAAGCUAUUAUUGGGUCACAACAGUCUGAAUAUGUUGAGACAAAUGAAUUUAUUUUGCAAAGGCAUGGAAAAAUAGGACCACCAAAACUGAAUCUCUCAAGGCAUGGUGAUAAAAUCGUAGUUGAUAUUUACCAUCUUUUAUUCCCUCAUUCUUGUAUUGAAGACAUUUAUUUAAAGCUCGAGUACCUGGUGACUUUUCGGAAGAGUGAAAAUGAGAUUGAAGAGUUCUAUGCAGACAAUUGUACAGUGGAUAAAUGUAGCCUCAACAUCGCAGUUCCUGCUGAAGGUUCUACUUACUGUGUUUCAGCAAAGGGAAUUUUUGAAGAACUGAUGAUUGGCACCCCAUCAGAGGAAAGCUGCAUUCUUGUUCCUGUUGAGCAGACAUUGAGUGUACUAGUUAUCAUCAUUGUGUGUGUUAUUGGGAGCCUGAGCAUAAUCUUGAUGGUAUAUUGUUGUGGCUGCAAGAGACUAAGGAAAAAGAACGUAAAGCUGCCUAAAUCUUUGGUCAGUGUGAUGAGAAAUCUAAAUAAAGACACCUUACCUAUAAGGCCAAAAUCGGAGGGAAAGUAUAUAUCUGUAAUAAGCUUCAUGUCAGGCCAGUCAGCAUUGCCAGUGAAUGGUGAAGUAACCUUGCUGGAGAUAGAGCCAGAAGAAGAAACUGUUAGUCCUAAGAAUUCCGACGAAGGAGAAUCUUCUGUUCCUACCCCAGAGGCACCAGCCAAAGCAGAAGAGGAGACUGUGCAGGAAACCACAGAGGAGGUAUCUUUUGAUGCUGAUGAACAGAAUUACAAAGUAAAAGAGAGUUAUUUCAUUUCUGACAGUAGCCAAAUGGAUAUAUGCAGUAACUCUUCAGGUACAGAGGUUUCUCCCACAGAAACACAGCAAAAAGUCAUUCCAAGCAGCUGUUUCAAGUUUUCUGGCUAUGACAAGCCUCAUGUUCCAUUAGAUAUGUUGAUGAUAGAUGUUGGUGAAGAACAGUCUGUGAAUACUUACAGGCCAACUGAGUAACCAGGAUAACCGAAGUGUUUAGCCAGAGGUUUAACUCAGGAGAAACAACAUUACUGAAGAUUAUGGAAAAUCUGGGUUAAAUUGUGAACAUCUGCAAGUUGUACUUCUUCUGAUCCAACCAAAGUAACCAGUACACAAGUGAAAGUAGUGCCUGAAAAUUGCAUAAAAAAUGUAGGGAAAUUUCAUAAUAACCACUUUUAGAAGUGUUUUUGUAUGAUAUAAUUUAGUAUUUCCUAUUUGAAAUAGUAUUCUGUGUUUUUUAACAAUACUCUACAGGAAACAUACCAUUAGUCACUUCUGUUUCAGAUCCUUUUCAAAAUUGUGUCGAUGAACACAGUGCUGAAGAAGUCCUUUAUUUGAUUAUGAUAGAGAUGUGCAAGAAACGUUUGAGAGUUUUUCCCAUUAUUGGAGGUGCCCUCUUGAUUGUCUUCUUCUCUUGAGUAUUUUUAUAUUAAAUGCUAAUAUUUCUUUUAAGGACAAGUAUGAUUAUAAGCUCUUCCUGUAUAAUUUAAGAAUUUGAUUCCAUAUUAAAGAAGUAGGGAGUAAUGGCCAUAAACU
Messenger RNA from Corapipo altera (White-ruffed manakin), 1902 nucleotides. RefSeq names its product interferon gamma receptor 1 (gene IFNGR1). NCBI's taxonomy places the organism in Eukaryota, Metazoa, Chordata, Aves, Passeriformes, Pipridae. The transcript is spliced from 7 exons. Gene Ontology annotation, cellular component: membrane. Bases 16 to 1344 code for a protein of 442 amino acids. The record is from RefSeq and is a predicted model, not a curated record. Gene Ontology annotation, molecular function: cytokine binding; cytokine receptor activity.